AAGAAGCAGGCCUCCAGCGGAGGAGCCUGAUGUGGGGCUCGAUCCCAGAAUGCUGGGAUCACGCCCUGAGCCGAAGGCAGACGCUUAACGACUGUGCCACGCAGGCGCCCCUGGAGCCUGUUUCUGAGCCCCAGCCCUAUGGCUACUUCCCUGAGAUUUUCAUGAUCCUGACUGCUCGAUUGUGUCUCCAGAACUCUUCCACUCCCAAAAGAACACUCCCCUUUACUUUAAAUGGACCUCUCUGAUGCCGGACAUUUGCCUGGAAGCCGUCAGAUUGCUGUUUCCUGAGCCACGCUGGUUUCCCAGUGUGGAAUCCUCUCAAGGCCCAAGACUCAGACCCACUUUCCUGCUUUCUCCAGUCAGAUACUGUGCCAGGCACCAGCCCUUUACUCCUGUCUGUCCAGUUAAAAUCAAGAAAUGGAAGAUGCUGGACACUGCUUGUCCCGGCUUCCGCCAACACCAGUGGGGCCCCAGAUAGGGCAGCCGUAAAUGUCGCUGUCUGGAAACCCCGAACAAUACUAGAUGGCUAUCUUGAGUGCUCUGUGUGGGGCACGCUCUGCUCUGGAGACUCUAUAUUAAUCUAAAAGCCCUAUAAAACAGGUGCCACCCUCAUUCCAUUCUGCCGCUGAGAACUGGAGGCACGGAAAGGCAAAGAAGCUUGCUCUUGGUCACGCGUCUGAAAUGUGGCAAGACUUGAACCUCAGGAAGUCGGGCUCCAGAGCUUCCCAUCUUAAUGGGCUGUCCAAAGGCCGUGAGUUGGGCACCUGUGGUCCUGUUCACAUUGGAGGAGCCUCUGCUGUGUGUGUGUGUGUGUGUGUGUGUGUGUGUGUGUGUCUGGAAGGACAGGUGGUUCUUUGUAAGCACAUGGUCACUUUUUUAACCAAGGGAGAGAAUUUGAAUCACCUAGUGAGAUUUCGUAAACCAUUUCUUCCCGUCCCCACCCCAGAUCAAUUGUGGCUGCGUCUGUAGGGAUGGUUCCCAGGAACACCUGCUCUAAAAAUCACCCCCAUGUGGUUUUUAUGCCCUUUCAGACUUAAGACUACUACAUUUGGAAGUUAGAAGCACCUCUGAGUAUUACUUAGCAAUUCUUGGAGCAUCUCUACCCACCACUGCUCAGUGUGCAUUUAGGGAAUGUUAUGCUAGAUGUACUGAAUGGAUUUUGGAAAUGAAUUUGCUCAGAUAGCCUCUGUGCAAAGGGGAGAUUACUCCCAGUCUGUACGGUGACAAGGAUCCGAGAGUACUUGGCCCUUCUCCGAGACCCAGACCCUUUCUGCCAUCUGACUAACUCUCCUACCUCUCCCCAACCUGUUCUCUUCUCUGGGCUCUGGCUUCCUUCCUCCCAAAUUUAGUUUCCACGAAGUUCUAAGUAGAGGCUAUGUUUCUUCCCUGAGAGCAUGAAAAAAUACGGAUUCCUAUUUGAAAAAAAUACACCCCCCCAUGUAAGUUCUCUGUCUCGAAUCGUGCCCCGCUGCUCGCUCAUUGCUGAAUUAUGUGAAUCCUGCAUUUUCAGAACCUCUUCUGUUUGUAAUUUCUUAGGCUACCAGCCCCACUCUCCAUGGUCUGGUCUCCAUGUCUUUGUUUAGGACGAUGGCGCUGGAUGCCUUGCCUCUGUAUUCUCUCUGCUGAGCUCUGUCAUCCUCUCUGCUGCUGGAUUAAUCUUCUGAAAUCAGUCCCCAGAUGCCACUCUGCUCUCUGCUCAGAGGUUGACUCUCCCACUGCUGAAGGGAUCAAGUCUGAAGCAAGAUGAGAAGAGUAAAGCAUGGGAAAAUUACUUACUGAAGAUAACACAGCCAGACAUGCAAACAAUGAAGGUCAACCAGACGGUCCUGAACGAAUUCGUUCUUGUUGGCUUUUCCGUGUACCCACACGUGCAGAUAUUCCUCUUCGUGGUUUUCCUUUGCCUCUACCUUCUCACCCUCACAGGUAACCUGGCCAUCAUGGGUCUAACCUGGGUGGACAGAUCUCUCCACACCCCUAUGUACCUCUUCCUUAGGGCCCUCUCUUUGUCCGAGACUUGCUACACACUGGCCAUCAUCCCCAAGAUGCUGGCAGAUCUGCGGACUGGGCACAGAAGCAUCUCAGUCGUGGGGUGUGGCUUGCAGAUGUGUUUCUUCUUGGGACUCGGUGGCACCAAUUGCAUCGUCCUCACCUUGAUGGGAUAUGACCGCUUUCUGGCCAUCUGCAACCCUCUCAGAUAUCCACUGCUUAUGACCGACGUGGUGUGUGGUCAACUUGUGGCCUCCGCGUGGGCUGGAGGCUUCCUUAUCUCUCUUAUAGAGACUGUGCUGAUAUUCAGGGCCUCCUUCUGCAGCCCCAACCUUGUCAAACACUUCUUCUGCCACAUGCGGGCGGUGGUGAGGCUGUCCUGUGCAGACAGGGCCCUCACAGAAUCCAUUGUGACGGCGAUCUCAGUGUCAGGCUUGACGGGCACCUUCCUUCUCAUCCUCAUCACUUACGUGUUCGUUCUCUCCACCGUCUUCAGGAUCCCGUCAGCCGAGGGCAAGCGGAAGGCCUUCUCUACCUGCGCCUCACAUCUCACAGUGGUCAUUGUCCACUUCGGCUUUGCAGCUAUUGUCUAUCUGAAGCCAGAAGCCUCGGGAGGAGAUGACACGCUCAUGGCGGUCCCUUACACGGUCAUCACUCCUUUCCUCAGCCCCCUCAUUUUCAGCCUCAGGAAUAAGGACAUGAAGAAUGCCUUAAGGAAGGUGCUGGGAAAGAGGAGUUUCUUGAAUAAAUAA
This is a messenger RNA of Ailuropoda melanoleuca (giant panda), 2738 nucleotides long. RefSeq names its product olfactory receptor family 10 subfamily X member 1 (gene OR10X1). Gene Ontology annotation, biological process: G protein-coupled receptor signaling pathway. The record is from RefSeq and is a predicted model, not a curated record. Gene Ontology annotation, molecular function: G protein-coupled receptor activity; olfactory receptor activity. The transcript is spliced from 3 exons. Lineage: Eukaryota; Metazoa; Chordata; Mammalia; Carnivora; Ursidae. Bases 1797 to 2738 code for a protein of 313 amino acids. Gene Ontology annotation, cellular component: membrane.